Molecule: messenger RNA, 1383 nt
Organism: Aspergillus alliaceus
Lineage: Eukaryota; Fungi; Ascomycota; Eurotiomycetes; Eurotiales; Aspergillaceae
Product: putative methylaspartate ammonia-lyase
Exons: 2
Coding region: 1-1383 (460 amino acids)
Molecular function (GO): methylaspartate ammonia-lyase activity
Source: RefSeq, a predicted model, not a curated record
AUGGAGGACAAUCUAAAGUAUAUGGACCUAGAUGCCGAUCAUAUCUCCACGCACAGCUUCUCCCAGGCGAGAGGCGACCCGCACGGUCUGAGAUACUACUGUUGUGGGGGUUUACUUUCCUCUGGAGCAAACAUGUACCCGUCCGACAUACAAUUCGUUGUCUGUCUUUCUGGAUACUUCGUGAAAGACCUACAAGCUGUUCGACAAAGUCCAACGUACGAUCCACUAAUAGACAACAUCCCCCCUCAAACACCUGGGUUCAAAAGUGUCGUGCAGGCUGGCCAUGCUAUCUCCAUCUUGAUACACCUUCCGGAUGGAGCAGUAGCAGUUGGUGACUGCGCCGAUGUUAUCUUUUCCGGGGCUGCGUCGCGGGACCCCCUUUUCAUCGCCGAAGAGCAUCUUCCUAUCUUAGAAUCUAUCGUCAAACCCCGGCUCCUUGGAUGUGAUGUCACUGGAUUCCGGCAGAAUGCAGUAAAGAUAGACGGUCCGUGGCCUGAGCUAAAAUGUACUAAGUUGCAUUCGGCCGUUAGAUAUGGGAUUACGCAGGCGCUACUUGCGGCUACCGCGUUGGUACAUCGUUGCACGAUGGCCGAGAUUAUAUCUCGAGAGUGGGGGACUACACUGUCACGUCAUCCCAUUGACAUCCUGGCCUCUUGUCACCGGAAUGACUAUCUGCAGCUGGACCGGAUGAUUAUGAAAAGAGUUCCGAUGCUUCCCCAUGCCUCCUUCGUCCAUGUCCACGAUAUAGGGCCCAAUGGCAGUACCUUGAUAGACUAUAUCAGGACAGUAUCUGAGCGCGUUCAGAAUAGGGGAACCACUGGAUACCACCCCCGUCUCCAUUUUGAUGUUUACGGAACGAUCGGUGAUCUGUUCUCCGACAAUGAAGAUCUAGCAUCUUUCCUUGGCCGGCUGGAGCGAUCCGCUCAGCCGUACGGUCUACUUAUCGAGUCCCCAAUCAUUGCACCCACUAAGCACGAGCAGAUCCGACAACUAGCGAGUCUCCGACAGCUUCUACGAAAGCGAUCCCUCCGUGUUCAGAUUGUCGCAGACGAAUGGUGCAACACUCUAGAAGAUAUGCGGGAAUUUGCGGACGCGGGGGCUGUUGAUUACGUGCAGAUCAAGAUGCCUGAUCUCGGAGGAAUACACAAUAGCAUUGAUGCAGUGCUUUACUGCCAGGAGAAGGGUAUAGGCUGCUGCCUCGGAGGGUCGGCCAAUGAGACUGAUAUUUCUGCCCGGGUUACCGCGCAUGUUGCCUUGGCCACGAAGCCUGGUUUUCUUCUCUCCAAGCCUGGGAUUGGUGCUGAUGAGGGGGUCAUGAUCCUUACGAAUGAGAUGCUCCGUGCGUCUGCAUUGGCGUGGCGGACGAGAACGAAUAAAUUAUAG